Coprinopsis cinerea okayama7#130 is the source of this 1197-nucleotide messenger RNA. RefSeq names its product D-amino-acid oxidase. The transcript is spliced from 8 exons. NCBI's taxonomy places the organism in Eukaryota, Fungi, Basidiomycota, Agaricomycetes, Agaricales, Psathyrellaceae. The coding region runs from base 1 to 1197 and encodes 398 amino acids. Gene Ontology annotation, molecular function: D-amino-acid oxidase activity; FAD binding. The record is from RefSeq and is a predicted model, not a curated record.
AUGACGAAGGGAGGCCAUUGGACGCCUCACUUGCCCACAAGUCGAAGUGGAACCCAUACGCCCGAUACUCCAGGGAAGCCUAUCCUGGUCUUAGGGGCUGGUGUGAUUGGGUUGACGACUGCGUUGAAGAUCCAGCUGCAAGGCGGAUACAGAGUGCUUAUCUUGGCCGAUACCCUUCCAAGUGAUCCCAAGUCAAUCGCGUACACGAGUCAAUGGGCGGGCGCGCAUCAUGUAUACAGUGCAAGGGAAGAAAAUGGGCUGCAGUACAAGCUCGAACAAGCGACCUUCGAUACGAUGUGGAAGAAGUCUGAGCCGGGAAGCGAAGCAGAGGAGUGCUUCCUGCGUGUUCCCCAGACGGAGUAUUUCUUUGAUGAGGCUAGCGAGAUCAAACCUCUUCGGUCAAUGCCUAACUUCAAAUACCUCGAACAAGACUCUCUCAUCCCCGGUGCCAAACUCGGAGUCUCAUUCACAACCCUAACCAUCGACACCCCUAUAUACCUCAACUACCUCCUCAGCCGGUUCCUUGCCAAUGGUGGCAAGAUUCUUCGCGGUUCCGUGCAGCACAUCAACCAAGUGAUAGAAGCUGGCGCGCGCAUCUUCGCGGGCGGGACGACGGUGGGGCAUAGCGCCGACCCGCCUGUUGCUGUGAUCAAUUGUACGGGGCUGGGUGCGAGGUUUCUGGGUGGUGUGGAGGAUAAGAGUGUGUAUCCUGUGAGGGGCCAGACUGUGCUUGUGAGGGCGCCGUGGGUGAGGUUUGGGCGCACGACGUAUAGGGAUGAUACGGGUGCCUGGACGUAUAUUAUUCCCAGGAGGAGCAGUGAUGUUAUCGUAGGAGGGACGAGGGCCCGAGACGAUUGGUUCCCCAAGCCCAGGCCGGAAACCACUGAAGAUAUUCUACGACGAGGCUUGGAAUUGUGUCCCGAGUUGGCACCGCCGGAAGCUCGGUUAGGAGGACGAAAGCCGACACUCGAAGAUGUUAUGCCGCAUGUUGUUGGGGAGGGAUGUGGGCUGCGGCCUGCUCGAGAAGGAGGGGUGAGGAUAGAGACUGAGUGGACGGAAGACAUUGGUGGACGGGGAAGGGUUCCUAUUAUCCAUAAUUAUGGACAUGGCGGGGCUGGCUUCCAAGCUUCAUGGGGCUCAUCGGUUGUCGUACUUGAAUUGCUUGAAGAGGCGCUUUCGCAACUUGAGAAGUCAUGA